This is a messenger RNA of Gossypium arboreum, 3318 nucleotides long. RefSeq names its product lon protease homolog 1, mitochondrial-like. The transcript has 20 exons. Gene Ontology annotation, biological process: protein quality control for misfolded or incompletely synthesized proteins; protein catabolic process; mitochondrion organization. The record is from RefSeq and is a predicted model, not a curated record. Gene Ontology annotation, molecular function: serine-type endopeptidase activity; ATP hydrolysis activity; ATP binding. NCBI's taxonomy places the organism in Eukaryota, Viridiplantae, Streptophyta, Magnoliopsida, Malvales, Malvaceae. Gene Ontology annotation, cellular component: mitochondrial matrix. The coding region runs from base 255 to 3179 and encodes 974 amino acids.
AUACUUAAGCCCAGUAGUACUUUCUAGGAGUCUAGACACAUUGGUACUUGGUCCCAAAGAAAAGGGCAAAAGGGUAAAGUCAACAAAAUCCAAGGGUUUAUGAAGGGUUUUAACUCCACCUCCAUACUGCCUAAUAACCCCCAUUUUCCCCUUGAAUCUUCUCCUCCAAUGGACUAUCUCUUGCUGCCAUUUUAACCAACCGCUUCCUCAUAAGAUUCCUUUUCUACCCCUCGACUGCUUCUAAAUCCCUUCCAAUGCUGAAACUCCUGUCUUCCACUUCUUCUCGUGUCCACUGCCUCACAACACCGACACCGAGCCUCCGAAUCAAGCAGGAGCCCAAUUCUGUGUUCUAUGCAUUGGGUCGACUUACCGGGUUGACUCAGAGGAGCCCUAAGAAUUCGUUCUUCAGGGCUUGCUUCUGUUCUGAUUCCAGCAAUGGGUCUGGGUCGGGUUCUGGGUCCCAACCGGCGGUCGAGGUCGACGAAAAGGGAGCUGAGUCACAGUCCGGGGCUGACUCGAAAGCGUCGUCCGCGAUUGUGUCUACUUACCCCAAGCCAGAAGAUUAUUUGACGGUUUUGGCGUUACCUUUACCUCAUAGACCCCUUUUCCCUGGAUUCUAUAUGCCUAUUUAUGUCAAGGAUCCUAAGCUGUUAGCAGCUUUGCAAGAAAGCCGAAAGAGGCAAGCUCCAUAUGCUGGUGCUUUCCUUCUUAAAGAUGAACCAGGGACUGAGUCUAGCACUAGUUCUGAAACAGAGAAAAGUGUAUAUGAUAUUAAGGGAAAGGAGUUGUUUAAUCGACUCCAUGAAGUUGGCACCCUUGCCCAGAUCUCAAGCAUCCAAGGAGACCAGGUUAUCCUUAUUGGUCACAGGCGGCUUCGAAUUACAGAAAUGGUCAGUGAAGAUCCCCUUACAGUCAAAGUUGAUCAUCUCAAGGAAAAACCUUAUAACAAGGAUGAUGAUGUCAUAAAGGCAACAUCAUUUGAGGUUAUAUCAACCCUAAGAGAUGUUUUGAAAACUAGUUCACUUUGGAGGGAUCAUGUUCAAACGUAUAGUCAGCAUAUAGGUGAUUUCAAUUUUCCAAGAUUGGCAGAUUUUGGAGCUGCAAUAUCUGGUGCAAACAAAUUGCAAUGCCAACAAGUUCUUGAAGAAUUGGAUGUGCAUAAGCGUUUACAACUUACGCUGGAAUUAGUAAAAAAGGAAAUGGAAAUAAGCAAGAUUCAGGAAUCAAUUGCAAAAGCAAUUGAGGAAAAGAUUAGUGGUGAACAACGCCGAUACUUGUUGAAUGAGCAGCUUAAGGCAAUAAAGAAGGAACUUGGUUUGGAAACGGAUGACAAAACCGCCCUUUCAGCAAAGUUCAAGGAAAGACUUGAACCAAAUAGAGAAAAAUGCCCACCUCAUGUGUUGCAAGUUAUAGAAGAGGAGCUAACAAAGCUGCAGCUGUUGGAGGCCAGUUCGAGUGAAUUUAACGUAACUCGGAACUAUCUGGAUUGGUUAACAGUACUCCCUUGGGGAAAUUACAGUGAUGAAAAUUUUGAUGUUAUUCGGGCACAAACAAUUCUUGAUGAAGAUCAUUAUGGAUUAACUGAUGUUAAGGAAAGAAUAUUGGAAUUUAUAGCUGUUGGAAAACUCAGAGGAACUUCACAAGGUAAAAUUAUCUGUCUCUCUGGCCCACCUGGAGUGGGCAAAACUAGUAUUGGUCGUUCCAUUGCCCGUGCUUUGAACCGUAAGUUCUUCCGGUUCUCUGUUGGAGGACUGUCUGAUGUUGCUGAAAUCAAGGGGCAUCGUCGAACCUAUAUUGGUGCUAUGCCAGGAAAGAUGGUGCAGUGCCUGAAAAAUGUGGGGACAGCAAACCCUCUUGUUCUAAUUGAUGAGAUAGACAAGCUGGGGAGGGGACAUGCUGGCGAUCCAGCAAGUGCUUUGCUUGAACUCCUUGAUCCUGAGCAAAAUGCUAACUUUUUGGAUCACUAUCUUGAUGUGCCAAUUGACCUAUCAAAGGUUUUGUUUGUUUGUACUGCGAAUGUUGUGGACAACAUACCAAACCCUCUCUUGGACAGAAUGGAGGUCAUUGCUAUUGCUGGUUACAUCGCUGAUGAGAAAAUGCAUAUUGCUAGAGAUUAUCUUGAGAAAACUGCACAAGAAACAUGCGGUGUCAAACCUGAACAGGUUGAGGUAACUGAUGCAGCUCUUCUUGGCUUAAUAGAAAAUUACUGCCGAGAAGCAGGAGUUAGGAACCUUCAAAAGCACAUAGAGAAGAUCUAUCGUAAGAUUGCUCUUCGACUUGUGAGAGAAGGAUCAUCCAAUGAAUCUGUCAUUAGUGGAGAGGUAGUCCAAUCUGCUGAAACCAAAGCAGAAGUUGAUGAAACUGAUCAGCAUGCAGCUGCAAAUGAGACUGCUGCUGAAGUUGAAUCAGUAGGGAAUAGCAGUCAUGAGCUUAAAUCUGAAUCCUCAGUUCAGACAAGUGACCAGCCUAAGGAUCCAAAGGAUGCUACAGAAACUGAGAAACUUAAGGAAACUGAAACAAGUAAGGCAGUUGAGAAAGUGUCGGUUGAUGCCUCAAAUCUUGCCGAUUUUGUUGGGAAACCAGUUUUCCAUGCGGAGCGCAUCUAUGAUCAGACUCCUGUUGGAGUUGUGAUGGGUCUAGCUUGGACUGCCAUGGGUGGUUCCACCUUGUACAUUGAAACUACUGAAGUUGAGCAAGGAGAAGGGAAAGGUGCCCUUCAUGUCACUGGUCAACUUGGAGAUGUUAUGAAAGAAAGUGCGCAAAUUGCUCACACACUUGCCAGAACCAUUUUGCUGGAGAAAGAACCUGAUAACCCCUUCUUUGCCAAUACCAAGCUCCAUCUCCAUGUUCCUGCUGGGGCCACCCCAAAAGAUGGGCCCAGUGCUGGUUGCACCAUGAUCACUUCCUUGCUAUCCCUUGCCAUGAAGAUGCCUGUUAGGAAGGAUCUAGCAAUGACUGGGGAAGUGACUCUGACUGGGAAGAUUCUUCCGAUUGGAGGGGUGAAGGAGAAAACAAUAGCAGCAAGGAGGAGCGAAGUGAAGACCAUCAUAUUCCCGUCUGCUAACAAACGUGAUUAUGAUGAGCUUGCACCAAAUGUAAGAGAAGGUCUUGAUGUGCACUUUGUAGAUGACUACAGUCAGAUAUUCAAUUUAGCAUUUGAUAAUAACACAGGAAAUUAGUUUCUUAUGGUUUUAAAUAACACCGUUUUCCUGGGUUUCUGCCUGAAUAUUCCUUGUAAUUGAUUUGGGAACCAAAACCCAAUUUUGUAUUGUGGUACACCAGCAUUUUAAAUCAAGAAAUUACAGAGUAGAGCACAAA